Messenger RNA from Pleuronectes platessa (European plaice), 6224 nucleotides. RefSeq names its product PTPRF interacting protein alpha 1 (gene ppfia1). The transcript has 28 exons. Lineage: Eukaryota; Metazoa; Chordata; Actinopteri; Pleuronectiformes; Pleuronectidae. Gene Ontology annotation, cellular component: presynaptic active zone. Gene Ontology annotation, biological process: synapse organization. Gene Ontology annotation, molecular function: protein binding. Bases 939 to 4622 code for a protein of 1227 amino acids. The record is from RefSeq and is a predicted model, not a curated record.
ACUCGCUCUCCUCCCGCAGACUCCAGGCUCAUGAGGCGCUAGAGACCCGGAGCCCUCCAUUGGCUGUCCCGACUGCCAAGGCUGGCAGGCAGAGGCGACCGGGAAGCAGCGAACCGACGGACCCUCUUCGGUGCAGAGGACCCGACGGAGCACCAGCGGCUCGGACGGACACGAGUGGAACACAAGCCGCGGCUCGGAGCAGAAUCCUCGCUAACGUCGGCUGGAAGUUUCCGAGAUGUGGUGACGUGACUCCUCCGAGGCGACGGGAAGCUAAGGCUAGCCGACGCGCUAACGCUCCUGGGGAAAACAGGCGGAGUUCCACGGGUUCACCAGCUCUUUGACCGGUUCAGAUCGUGUAAGACACACGGACACGACGCAUUCCACCAUGUUGUCUACUUCCAUCUCCAACAGAGCGGCUCUUUAGAGAACUAUCUGAAAACUAGCAAGCGUUAGCUAACUAGCGGGCUAGUAGCUAACAUCCAGACUGACUUCAAGCCGAAGAACUCCGCUUCCUCUGCCUCCACGUCCCCGGCCCGGGUUCUCCUCGAGCGGCUGCCCUUCUACCGGAUGACCCGUGUUCAGUUUUAAGGAUUUAACACGGACACGGUACUUCCACAUCCAGGGAUGCAACCAUCCGAUCACCGGCUCACUUCAUGCUAGCCUGCUAACGCGGAGUUAGCCGGCCGAAGUUGGAAUACUGCCCCUGUCCCUGCUCACUUUGCGUGGGGGUUCGCUGCGAGGCCUUCAGGAAGCGAUCCCCUCUCCACAGCCGCGAUGCCCCCCCGCCGGUGAGGGGACUCGAUCCGCUGAGCGACCCGAGCCGUGUCUGUCCCGCUCGACCAGCCGGGGACACCGUGGACCACCUGGACCUGGUUGUUUACUCGACAUCCGAGUAACGUGGCUCUCGAAGACGUCUGACAUCCCGCUGUUCAUUCAAGAUGAUGUGCGAGGUGAUGCCCACCAUCAGUGAGGCCGAAGGGCCCGGGGGGGUCGGCAGCAGUGGUCGACGGGGCUCCGGCUCCCCGCUGCAGUCGGACUCAGAGGGUCACUUUGAGUCGCUGAUGGUGUCCAUGCUGGAGGAGCGGGAUCGUCUUCUGGAGACUCUGAGGGAGUCUCAGGAGAACCUGGGCCUGACGCAGGGCAAACUGCACGAAGUGAGCCACGAGAGAGACUCGCUGCAGAGACAACUCAACACGGCUCUGCCACAGGAGUUUGCCGCUCUAACAAAGGAGGUGAACGUGUGCCGGGAGCAGCUUCUGGAGAAGGAGGAGGAGAUCGCGGAGCUGAAGGCCGAGAGAAACAACACACGGCUGCUGCUGGAGCACCUGGAGUGUUUGGUGUCUCGUCACGAGCGCAGCCUGAGGAUGACCGUGGUGAAGAGACAGGCUCAGUCUCCUGCAGGGGUCUCCAGUGAGGUGGAGGUCCUCAAAGCCCUGAAGUCCCUUUUCGAACACCACAAAGCCCUCGAUGAGAAGGUCAGAGAACGACUACGCGUUGCUUUGGAAAGAUGCAGCGCGUUGGAGGAGCAGCUCACCCUCUCGCACAAGGAAUUGGCGUACCUCAGGGAGCAGAGCAGCCAGAAGAGAGGCCUGGCAGACGGGACCAGUGAGGUCAACCACAACUCUGAAAACACACCGAGCACCAACGGCAAGCGGUCGUCGGAUGGUUCGCUGAGCCAGGAGGAGGAGUCGCUAUCUGGGUUCGGGAAGGUCUGUGAGCUGCAGGAUGUGGUGGACCGUCAGACCACCGAUCUGGGCCAGAUGAAGGAGCGCAUGUGUGCCAUGGUGUCACGCAUCAAUGAGCUGGAGGAGGACCUGGACACGGCCAGGAAGGACAUCAUCAAGUCCGAAGACAUGAACACGAGGCUGCAGAGAGACCUGAGAGAGUCGGUAGCUCAGAAAGAAGACAUGGAGGAGAGGAUCACCACCCUGGAGAAGCGCUACCUGGCAGCCCAGCGGGAGGCCACCUCCGUCCAUGACCUCAACGACAAGCUGGAGAAUGAAGUGGCCAACAAGGAGUCCCUCUUCAGACAAACCGAGGACAGAAACAGGCAGCUCCAGGAGAAACUGGAGCUGGCGGAGCAGAAGCUGCAGCAGACCAUCCGCAAGGCGGAGACUCUGCCUGAGGUGGAGGCCGAGCUGGCCCAGAGGGUCGCUGCCCUCACCAAGGCAGAGGAACGUCACGGCAACGUGGAGGAGAGACUGAGGCAGCUGGAGGCUCAGCUGGAGGAGAAGAACCAGGAGCUGGUCAGGGCGCGGCAGCGAGAGAAGAUGAACGAGGAGCACAACAAGCGUCUGUCGGAGACGGUGGACAAGCUCCUGUCCGAGUCCAACGAGAGACUCCAGCUGCACCUCAAAGAGAGGAUGUCUGCUCUGGAGGACAAGAACGCCCUGAUCAGAGAACUGGAUCACACCAAGAAGCUGAUUGAGGAGUCUCACCACGAGAAGGAGCAGCUCCUGAUCGAGAUUGAGACCAUGAGGGCGGAGGACGAGCAGGGCAGGAGCAGGAGCAACUCCUUGUUACAUGGACGCUCUCAGCUGGGCAGCACUCCAGAUUUCAGGUAUCCCGUGUCGGCGUCCUCGCUGAUGGACAGUAGCUCAGACCACUAUGGCAGUGGUCUCGUGCUGAGGCGUCCUCAGAAGGGACGAGUGUCAGCGCUCCGUGACGAGCCGUCCAAGGUGCAGACUUUAAAUGAGCAGGAGUGGGAGCGAAUGCAACAAGCCAACGUGCUGGCUAACGUGGCCCAGGCCUUUGAGAGUGACAUGGACGCCUCCGACCUGGAGGAGGACAGCGAGACGAUGUUCAGCUCAGUGGACAUGCUGUCCCCUGGUGGCCAGGCUGAUGCACAGACCCUCGCCUUAAUGCUGCAGGAGCAGCUGGAUGCUAUCAACAAUGAAAUUAGAAUGAUCCAGGAGGAGAAGGAGAACACAGCUAUCCGUGCAGAGGAGAUCGAGUGUCGGGUGAGCAGCGGUGACAGCCUGGGAGGACGCUUCCGCUCCAUGAGCUCCAUCCCUCCUUCCCUGUGUGCGGGCUCGUCGCUGGGCGGCUCCCCCCCGGGCUCGGGUCACUCCACCCCCCGACGCAUUCCUCGAAGCCCCAACAGGGAGCUGGACCGCAUGGGGGUCAUGACCUUGUCGGCUCAGGACGACAAGGCCACCAUCCGAUGUGAGACGUCCCCCCCCACCACUCCACGCUCCAUGCGCCUGAGCAGAGAUGCAGGACACGCCGCCAGCGUGGAGGACAUCAGAGACAUUCGAGGUCUGGCCGGGCUGCAGGACGGUCAGGGUAGUAACCCCAGCAGCAGCAACAGCAGCCAGGACUCGCUCAACAAAGCAGCCAAGAAGAAGAGCAUCAAGUCUUCUAUUGGACGUCUCUUUGGAAAGAAGGAGAAGGGCCGACCCAGCAUUCCUGGGAAGGAUUCCUCCAGCCAAGCUGGCACGCCGGAGGCAGAGAGCUCUCCUAAGGAUGGAUUAGGAAUGGGCACCCUGGGGGUCCCUGCAGACAAGAACCGGAAGCUGCAGAAGAAGCAUGAGUUACUGGAGGAGGCCCGGCUGCAGGGCCUGCCCUUCGCCCAGUGGGACGGGCCGACCGUGGUGGUUUGGCUGGAGCUGUGGGUGGGCAUGCCGGCCUGGUACGUGGCUGCGUGCCGAGCUAACGUGAAGAGCGGCGCCAUCAUGUCGGCGCUGUCGGACACGGAGAUCCAACGGGAGAUCGGGAUCAGCAACCCGCUGCAUCGCCUGAAGCUCCGCCUCGCCAUCCAGGAGAUCAUGUCCCUGACCAGCCCCUCGGCCCCCCCCACGUCACGAACGACAACAGGAAAUGUUUGGGUCACUCAUGAAGAAAUGGAAACGUUGGCCGCCACACCCCCCACGACGUUGGCGUACGGGGAAAUGAACCACGAGUGGAUUGGUAACGAGUGGCUGCCCAGCCUCGGCCUCCCCCAGUAUCGGUCCUACUUCAUGGAGUCCCUGGUGGACGCCCGCAUGCUGGACCACCUCACGAAGAAGGACCUCAGGGGACAGCUCAAGAUGGUGGACAGCUUCCACAGGAACAGUUUUCAGUGCGGAGUGAUGUGUCUGCGGAGGCUCAACUACGACAGGAAGGAGCUGGAGAGGAGGCGGGACGAGUGUCAGCUGGAGCUCAGAGACGUGCUGGUGUGGAGCAACGAGCGGCUGAUCGGCUGGAUCCAGGCCAUCGGGCUGAAGGAGUACAGCAGCAGCCUCUACGAGAGCGGAGUCCACGGAGCCCUGCUCGCCCUGGACGAGACCUUCGACCACAACACCCUGGCCCUGCUGCUGCAGAUCCCCAUGCAGAACACACAGGCCAGAACGACUCUGGAGCGUGAAUACAACAGUCUGCUGGCCAUCGGCACAGAGAGGAGGAUGGAAGAGGACGACGAUAAGAACUUCCGUCGCGCUCCGUCGUGGAGGAAGAAGUUCCGGCCCAAAGACGUGCGGGGGGGGGCCCUGGGUGCGUCCGACACGCUCCCCGCCAACUUCCGGGUGACCAGCAGCGGCUCCUCAUCUCCCGCCACACAACCAAAGAGGAGCCCGAUGGACGGUAGCCGCUGGUCAGAGGAGGAGGGGGAGUUCCCUGCGUUCAAGACCAGGAUGAUGAACUGAACUUUCAAAGACACUAAAAACACGUGUGGUUGUCAUCACAGAAAAAGACCUUCACUCAUCAAUCUGCGUAUCCCCAGAGGAGACGUGCUAGAUUUAUCUACAUUUGUUAUAUUUAUGUAAACCAAUGGGACAUUUAAUUGAUUUUAGAAACGACUGUGUAAUCCUUUUAUCCUCUUAAUCGACCCACUUUUUAAGAAUAAACCUUUCUCCACUGUGCCCGUAUUAAGCUCCGCUCUCAGAUGUAUGUCACUGAAUGUUUCUACUGUCUGGAGUUUGUAUAUUUCUACCAACAGACAUUUUAUCUAAUCUUUUUUAUAAUCCUGAUUCUAUUGACCAGAUGUACGUUUUUUUUUUUCUUUUUUUCUUCCUCUUUUGAUUUGAAUUCUAAUCAUUGAAUUUACUCUUAAGUGACUUUGACAUGUGAUAUAACUUAAUUCAUAUCCUUUUCCCUUUUUAACUGUUGUAUUUCUUUGUAGCUUAUUACCUGUGACUUUGUGUAAAAGCAGCUCUUAGGUCAAGGGAAGUGUGAAUAUCAGACAAGUUGCUGGAGUCGUCAGUUUCACAAACUUCUCAGCUCUGAGUCGUCAUCACCUGUAGAAGAACUGCUGGCACGCCGGGUGGUGGCGGCUGCACAUCACGUGAAACACACACACAGAAUAUUUCCUUUUUCUCUUCUUUGUUUUUUCAUAUCUGCGAUACCAAAAUGAAACUCUUGAAUUUAAGAAGCAAAGCCAUAUAUCAGUAGCGGGGGGGAAACAGGGCUACUUUCAGAUGCAAGCGAAACAGAAUUCCAGGUUCUCUCCCGUCGACCUUGCAUGCAGAGACUCCUCCACUAAACCCCACCCGGCCCCCUCACACCCCGUGUGUCCCUUUAAACAAAACAAACCUCCCUCACCUCUGGAGAAACAGUCGGACUCUCGUGAACCGACGAGUCCGGAGCGAUGGACCAACUUCACCGAGGCCUCAGUGGAUCCAUCACCAUCCACCCAGAACCCCCUUUUUUAAAAACACUUUGUAUGAGGAUUUCAUAUCAAGCCUUAUUGUUUCUGAACUCAUCUGUCGUCUGCUCUUAUUUAUUACUCAUCAGCGUUCAGAGCUCCAGCCCCGUUUGUUUUCCCCGUCUUAGUUCGUCCACUCUCACAACACCGGUUCCACCGCGAGCCGCUCGGAACCCACGAGUUUUGUCUUCUCACUCUUCAUGUAGUUCAAGCUUCGAGUAGAGACACUUCUGUUUGAGGUGUCGUCACGUAGGCACAAUGCAAAUCAUAUUGCUGUUUUAUUCCCGCUCCUCCACCUGUUGAAUUUUCUGAUCUUGUAACUAUGAUGUACAGUCUGAGUACUUAUAAACUAUUUUUAUCACAGUAUUAUUUAUUGCUUACUUUCAAUAAAAUACUGAAACUUAUUUUCCAGUGCAGACACGAAGUCUGACGCUUCUCUUUUCAGCCUCAAAGUGUUUUACAUGUAAAUGUGGGAUUAGUCGACUCAGUUUCCUCGUAUGAAUGAAAUUUGCUGUUAAACAAUUACUUGGAAUUAAUUUCCAAUUAUAUAAAUGUAUACAUGAGUUUAAAUUGGGUGCACAAUAAAUUCUUAUUUUCUAAAUAA